Messenger RNA from Chanos chanos (milkfish), 1312 nucleotides. RefSeq names its product mitochondrial ribosomal protein L16 (gene mrpl16). The record is from RefSeq and is a predicted model, not a curated record. Bases 129 to 896 code for a protein of 255 amino acids. Gene Ontology annotation, cellular component: ribosome; mitochondrial large ribosomal subunit. Gene Ontology annotation, biological process: mitochondrial translation. Lineage: Eukaryota; Metazoa; Chordata; Actinopteri; Gonorynchiformes; Chanidae. Gene Ontology annotation, molecular function: structural constituent of ribosome; rRNA binding. The transcript has 5 exons.
CGACCUUGUGUUAUGCGUGAUGGAGACGAAAACUCGUUCUAAAUAAAAUUUACAACAAAUUAAGACUGACUAUUCAAAUUUGUAGGUCUUGUAAAUGGUGUAUGUGUAAAUAGCUUGUUUGUGCAGCCAUGCUCUCUAUAUUGAGAAACGCAUUCUUAGGACUGACCAUCAGAAACACUGGGUAUUCAGAUGUAUUGCAGAAUCAACUGAAAGUGUUUUCGGCUGGAUUAAAAACAUAUGAUAUACCGCCAGACUACAGUGAUGUGGUUCUACCCGAAAAACCCAAACUCAAGUUACUCAACAAGGUGCCUAACUUUAAGAAGGCUAGGAAAGAGAUGAAGAGACUCCGGGACAUCCAGGGCCCAGCCAAAGGAGCCACUGCGUUCAGCCGGGGCCAGUAUGCCAUAGUGGCUCUGGGUGGAGGCUACCUUCACUGGGGCCAUUUGGAGAUGAUGAGGCUCACGAUAAACCGACGAAUGGACCCGCGCACCACUUUUGCCCGCUGGCGAAUUAACGCCCCCUACAAGCCCAUCACCCGAAAGGGACUCGGCCAGCGCAUGGGGGGUGGCAAGGGUGCCAUCGACCACUACGUCACCCCGGUGAAGUGUGGGCGCCUGAUUGUGGAGGUCGGUGGCCGUAUUGAGCUGGGAGAGGUGGAGGGCGUGUUGUCUGAGGUGGCCAAGAAGCUGCCGUUUCCAGCCAAGGUGGUGAGCAGAGAGAGCCUGGAGGCUAUGAAGCAGGAACAUGCUGAGAGAGAAGCCAACAAUCAGAACCCAUGGACAUUUAAGCAGAUAGUUCAGUCCAACAUGCUGGGCCUCCGCAAAGUUGUUAGUCCCCGUGACCUUCACAACCAUGGCCGUUAUACUGGAAAGUUCUUUAAUCCAGACAGGGUGUGAAAUGGAAGCGCUUGAAGAGAGGAAAAACCUCAGUAUGCUUUAUCAGGACUUCAUUGUCACACAAGGAUUCAUGAGCACUCUAGUGAGAGUACUGUCACACUGCAAGUUUGACAGAUGUUUAAUACUGAAGCGUACUAUCACACAGAACCUGCCCUUUUCUAUUUAAUGUUAGGUCCACCAACAAAGAAAUUCAAACAUAUGGUUUAGAAAUAUGGACUAGCAGGCAAUGUUAUAGUCAAAGGUGGGCCCUAUGGAUUGCCUCCAUUGUUAACAUUCCUGCAAACGUUCUGUUUUAAGGGCAUCAUUUUAAUUGCUCUGUGGCUGAGUGCAUUCACACCUUACUUUAUCAUCUGGGAGGAUUAACUGUUUAUGUGGAUAUUGUUGUUCCUGUAAAGUGUGUUUAAUGAAUAAUUAAA